AUGAAUAAUCCAUCCCUGCCGGGUCAGAUGCCUCAAGGCGGUUCAGGCCAGCAGCAGCCUCCUGCGAUGACUAACCUUCAAGGCUAUUUUCAGUCCCAGCAAUAUACCACUCCAAUGGGCCCGAUUCAGGGGCCAGUCAUUAACACUCAGCCAAUUCCCACCAACAACAGCAUGUUCGCCCUGCCUCCUCGACCUCCAUUGAAUUCAAGCACCUCUUCAAAUCGCGUACUCGUCGUUCUGGCUUUCCCCACGCCGUCCGCUGCCGCGAGGUUUCGUGGGUCUGGCCCCAUGAGCCUCCAGUACCCUGGCUACUUUCACUGGAUCAACUUGCCACAAAACCCCGGAACUGUCUUGCACAGUCAUGCUGCUUGGGCAAGUUGCCCAAAAGUCGUCAUUCUCAUGGCGGAAGAUGAUUAUCAGAAUUUCAAGUAUUUCUGCACGGGACUUGCAAGCUCUGGGCCGGUUCCCUGGAGUCUCGAGCCGCACAUCAUCAAGUAUCUGCGUGUUCACGGACAUGACGAAGUCACUUUGGUCGAUCGUUUCUCGCAGCUUUGCCUCUUCGGCGCGGACGACGACUUGACCGCGACAGAACAUCUUUGGUGGCCGGGAGAGCUGGUGGGGGCCGCGAGCCAGGGCUUUCGCUGGUCCAUGAUGCCACCCAACAACCGAAGAAACAGGCCCGGCCAGGACUACAGCGCCUGUGGAGAGUACAGGUUGAGCAGGGUGGAGUUGCGUGCCUGCAGGCAGAACAUGAUGGAAGCUCCAGGAUGCCACGCCGUGCAGCACUACGACAGAUCUUGGGGAACCGGCAUGAACCCGAAUGAGCCCCCGUCGCCCAUGGAUUUAUUCCUCAGGUCCAUGGAUCGCGUGUCCUUGCCUGCACAGAAUGAACCACAAAGCAAUGCUUCGACCCCGAUGACCUUGGUCAACGACUUCGGCACCGGUUCUACCGUCUCACCGGCAGGUGGCGAGUACGUUGCAGAAUCUCAAGACUACUUCACGUCAGACGAGCAGCUUUUGCAAGCCCCCAUGCCCAGCGAACCCUAUGCGAAUAGCGGGCCCCAGAUGGGCUCGAUAUGGGACCAACUCUUGGUGCCGCCCACGGGCAAUCCACAAGAAACGCAGUAUAGUGUCGAUCCCCGACUGCUGCAGACGUACAACGAACCAGCUUCGAACGACGAGGAGAUUAUUCCGUUUCCUGGUGCUGCCUUGUAG
Verticillium dahliae VdLs.17 is the source of this 1215-nucleotide messenger RNA. RefSeq lists its product as uncharacterized. The record is from RefSeq and is a predicted model, not a curated record. The coding region runs from base 1 to 1215 and encodes 404 amino acids. The transcript has a single exon. NCBI's taxonomy places the organism in Eukaryota, Fungi, Ascomycota, Sordariomycetes, Glomerellales, Plectosphaerellaceae.